Molecule: messenger RNA, 588 nt
Organism: Suillus discolor
Lineage: Eukaryota; Fungi; Basidiomycota; Agaricomycetes; Boletales; Suillaceae
Exons: 7
Coding region: 1-588 (195 amino acids)
Source: RefSeq, a predicted model, not a curated record
AUGGAUGACAGGGAGGGUGCAGUUAAGCCAUACAGCAAUAGUAACAGCAGUGAGCUUGUUGAUGAUGCGAGGGAUGUUGAACCUCGCAGUUGUACCGGCAUCCUGGGUGUCCGAGUCAUUGAAAUCUUGAAAAAGACAGUACUACUGCGUGACCUUCUGGACGAGAUAGGUCUUAUGGGUCUCCUUCAUCUUAAUGAGACUCUGAAGUCAGAAGGGUUUAGCCUAAAAAGAUGCUCGCAACGCUUUAACGCUCAAGACAUAGUCUGCGUUAUAUUCGUUCGGAAAGUCCUGGAGUUUGGACAUGCGCCAUCAAUCCCAGGUUUUCUAAAAAGAGAGUCGAUGCUUGGGGCGUCUCAGUCAAAGUUUGUCGAGAUGAUGAAAGAGUGGACUGCUGAGAAGCGCAGUGAGCGACGCGAAGGUUUCACUCAAAGAAACAAUACACUGCACGGCGAGAGGGUCAACAUGUGCACCAGGGAUUGGUGCAAUAUCGCCCAUGUGCGAAAUCCCAACCCCAUUACCUGCAUGCUCAGUAUGACAUAUUUUGGCCCCCAUACCACUGAAGAUACCGGAGAAGCUGAACUCAUGUAG